AUGCCUGCGCCAGGAGAGGCCCUCGAGCUCGCUGUUCCCCCGUGUGGCUCCAUCCGUGAACCCAGGGCAGCAGCACCUUCUUGGGCAUACAUCCUGGGAGCAUUAGGACUUUUUAUCUACCAGUCCCUGGAUGCCAUUGAUGGGAAGCAAGCCAGAAGAACAAACAGUAGUUCUCCUCUAGGAGAACUCUUUGAUCAUGGUUGCGACUCUAUUUCCACAGUUUUUGUUGUCCUUGGAUCCUGCAUAGCAAUCCGACUAGGAACAAAUCCUGACUGGUUGUUUUUCUGUUGUUUUGUGGGACUGUUCAUGUUCUAUUCUGCUCACUGGCAGACAUAUGUAUCAGGCAUUCUAAGGUUUGGAAAAGUUGAUGUAACUGAAGUUCAGAUUGCCAUAACAGUGCUGCUCUUGAUAUCUGCAUGUGGUGGAUCAGCAAUAUGGGACUAUAAGGUCCCUGUGGUGGGCUUAGAACUCAAGUUCAUUGCAGUUUUGGGCAUAUUGUGUGGAACGGCACUUUCUUUUUUCAAUUACUUCCGUGUCAUCUUUGGUGGAGGGGUUGGAAAGAAUGGAUCUACAAUAGCAGUGGCUCACAUGACAAAAAGUGAAAUCUGUCUUCAGGACACUGCAUUUAUUGGGCCAGGACUUCUGUUUUUGGACCAGUACUUCAACAGUUUCAUUGAUGAAUAUAUUGUUCUGUGGAUAGCAUUGUUCAUAUCCUUGUUUGAUAUGCUGAGAUAUGCCACUGGUGUAUGCCUACAGAUUGCUGCUCAUCUUCAUAUACAUGUCUUCAGAAUUUCAUCUCAUCAAGCUCCUGAACAGGUUCAAAACCACAAUGACUGAUUAAAUAGGUCAAGGAUGAAAGGAGAAGCAGUUAGGUGAAUGUUGAAUGAAGCAGCCUCUUUUUUGGGAAGACAGAUUAAGCUUUUCAAGAAGAUAGUUUUAUGAGAAAGCUCACUCUAUCCCAGAUAUUACCAGAUG
Messenger RNA from Balearica regulorum gibbericeps (East African grey crowned-crane), 975 nucleotides. The record is from RefSeq and is a predicted model, not a curated record. Lineage: Eukaryota; Metazoa; Chordata; Aves; Gruiformes; Gruidae.